Suillus subalutaceus is the source of this 258-nucleotide messenger RNA. RefSeq lists its product as uncharacterized. The annotation marks the transcript as partial. The record is from RefSeq and is a predicted model, not a curated record. NCBI's taxonomy places the organism in Eukaryota, Fungi, Basidiomycota, Agaricomycetes, Boletales, Suillaceae. The transcript has a single exon.
CCACUAUUGACAGCGGGCUUGAGCUUGUUCAUAAAUUUGUUCCCUUCAAUGUCAGGUUUACUAAUCUUUCUGGCGAUGAAAGCCACACAGGCAGGUUCACUCAAAGCUUUGCGAUGCAACAACUGGGUACAUCUCGCUUGUCAUGGCAAAAAGGACCGUGACCAGCCUUACAAUUCACGUUUUGCCAUGAGAGGCAAACCUCUGAUACUGCUUGACAUCAUGGAGAACAAUGCUCCGCAAACUGAGUUCGCAUUCUUA